Molecule: messenger RNA, 198 nt
Organism: Nannochloropsis gaditana CCMP526
Exons: 2
Source: RefSeq, a predicted model, not a curated record
CGAAAGAUGAAAGACCGAGCCCAGCCCCCAGCGUGCUACGGGAUCCGGCGGACGCAUUCCGUCACGGAGCUUCCCGACGCUGGAGGACGCCUACAUCGAGGAAGUGCUUCGGAACGGCCGGGCCCGAUGGACCUAUCUCUGUGUGGGGGCGAGCGAGACCCUGGAGCCCACCGUCACCACGUCUGCAGUCCCUUUCCU